Lampris incognitus (smalleye Pacific opah) is the source of this 1167-nucleotide messenger RNA. RefSeq names its product vesicle transport through interaction with t-SNAREs 1A (gene vti1a). Gene Ontology annotation, molecular function: SNAP receptor activity; SNARE binding. Gene Ontology annotation, cellular component: ER to Golgi transport vesicle membrane; endoplasmic reticulum membrane; late endosome membrane. The coding region runs from base 68 to 862 and encodes 264 amino acids. The transcript is spliced from 8 exons. The record is from RefSeq and is a predicted model, not a curated record. Lineage: Eukaryota; Metazoa; Chordata; Actinopteri; Lampriformes; Lampridae. Gene Ontology annotation, biological process: macroautophagy; vesicle fusion with Golgi apparatus; Golgi to vacuole transport.
ACUUGUUUUCAUUAUUCUGAGCUAACUGUCAGCCAGAAAUCAACUUGUUGUAGAAUUAUACUUCAAAAUGUCUUCAGACUUUGAAACAUAUGAACAGGACUUUGGGACCAUCACUGCAGACAUAACCAACAAAAUUGGGGGAAUUCCCAAACUAGGUGGAGAGGAGAAGACACAGCUGGUUCUAAAUGUCGACAAACAGCUUGAAGAAGUCAGAGAGUUGUUGGAGCAGAUGGACCUGGAGGUACGCGAGAUCCCCAUCCAGAGCCGAGCCAUGUACAACAGUCGACUGAAGAGCUACAAGCAGGAGAUGGAGAAGCUGGAGAAAGACUUUAAAAGGUCACGUAUCGCCUACAGUGAUGAGGUGCGCAACGAGCUCCUGGGGGACGACGCCAUCUCCUCGGAGAGCCAGAGAGCACAUCUGUUGGACAACACAGAGAAGCUGGAAAGGUCAUCGCGGAGACUGGAGGCCGGCUACCAGAUAGCAGUAGAAACCGAACAAGUGGGUCAAGAGAUCCUGGCCAACCUACACAGUGACCGUGAGAAGGUCCAGAGGGCCAGAGAAAGGCUGAGAGAGACCGAUGCCAACCUGGGAAAGAGUUCUCGCAUCCUUACCGGCAUGCUGAGAAGGAUCAUCCAGAAUCGUGUCCUGGUCUUCGUUCUCGGAGCCCUCAUCCUCCUCACCAUUAUCCUGGCCAUCUAUUUCAAUCUUGUGGCCACUGAUCUCUUCUGCACACCCACACGCACACACAGUCGCUCGCUCUGUCACACACACACACACACACACACACACACACACACACACACACACACACACACACACACACACACACACACACAAACAGAAACACACACACACACAUGAUUAAUAUCGACAAAAGUGUUGUUCUUGUGUAAUUAGGACAAAUGGUCCCCAUGAAUCACUGUUUCCAAGGCCUGACAGGGAGCCAACCCCCCACCUCUCUCUCUCUCUCUCUCUCUCUCUCUCUCUCUCUCUCUCUCUCUCUCUCUCUCUCUCUCUCUCUCUCUUUCUCUCUUUUGCUCUUUCCUUUUAUUUUUCCUAUUUCUUUUGCUCUCUAGCUUCUUUUACCCCUGUUUUAUCUCUCUUUCUUCCCUCUUUCUUCCUUUUCUCUCUCCCCUCCAUCUGGUUUCCUCUCUGUCAGGCUCUGU